AUGCACACUGGUAAGAAACCUUAUGAAUGUAUGGAAUAUGGGAAAACUUUUCCACAGUCGGGUAACUUCACUCUACUUUGUGGAAAUUAUAAAGGAGAGAGACCUUAUGAAUAUAAGAGAACCUUUUUGCACUCAUGUACCCUCCCUGUACAUCGCAGAAAUCACAAAGGAGAGAGACUCUAUAAGUGUAAGGAAUGUGGGAAAACCUUUUUGCAGUCGGGUUCCCUCAAUGCACAUAGAAGAAUUCACACAGGAGAGAGACUUUAUGAGUGUAAGGAAUGUGGGAAAACUUUCUUGCAAUCAGGUGCACUCACUGCACAUAGACGAAUUCACACAGGAGAGAGACCUUAUGAAUGUAAGGAAUGUGGGAAAACUUUUUUGCAAUCAGGUAAUCUCAAUGCACAUCGCAGAAUACAUAAAGGAGAGAGACCUUACAAAUGUAAGGAAUGUGGGAAAACCUUUUUGCAGUCAAGUAACCUUAAUGCCCAUUGCAGAAUACAUAAAGGAGAGAGACCUUAUGAAUGUAAAGAAUGUGGGAAAACCUUUUUGCAGUCAAAUAACCUCAAUGCACAUUGCAGAAUACAUAAAGGAGAGAGACCUUACGAGUGUAAGGAAUGUGGGAAAACCUUUCGGCAGUCAAGUGCCCUGACUACACAUAGAAGAAUUCACACAGGUGAGAGACCUUAUGAAUGUAAGGAAUGUGGGAAAACCUUUCGGCAUUCUAGUGCCCUGACUACACAUAGAAGAAUUCACACAGGUGAGAGACCUUAUGAAUGUAAGGAAUGUGGGAGAACCUUUUGUGACACUGGUACCCUAACCGCACAUAGAAGACUUCACACAGGGGAGAGACCUUAUGAAUGUAAUGAAUGUGGGAAAACCUUUUUGAGAUCAGGUAAACUCACUGCACAUAGAAGAAUUCACACAGGAGAGAAACCAUAUGAAUGUAAGGAGUGUGGGAAAACCUUUCACGAUAGUAGUGCCCUCACUGCACAUAAAAGAAUUCACACAGGAGAGCAACCUUAUGAAUGUAAGGAAUGUGGGAAAACGUUUCGGCGAUCUGGUACUCUCACCUCACAUAGAAGAAUUCACACAGGAGAGAAACCUUAUGUUUGUAAGGAAUGUGGGAAAACCUUUUCACGAUCAGAUAACCUCACUGCACAUAGAAGAAUUCAUACAGGAGAGAGACCUUACGAAUGUAAGGAAUGUGGGAAAACCUUUCGUGAUACUGGUACUCUCACUACUCAUAAAAGAACUCAUAGAGAAGAGAGACCUUAUGAAUGUAAGUAUGUGAGAAAACAUUUCCAUGAUCAGAUUCCCUCAUUAGACACAAAUUCACAAAAAGGAUAUAUUAACAAUGUAAGCAACAUGAAAAAUCCUUUAUUUGUUCAUCAUUCCUCACUGGAUAUAUUUGAACUUAUUCUGUAG
Elephantulus edwardii (Cape elephant shrew) is the source of this 1425-nucleotide messenger RNA. Its product is annotated as zinc finger protein 420-like. The transcript has a single exon. Lineage: Eukaryota; Metazoa; Chordata; Mammalia; Macroscelidea; Macroscelididae. Bases 1 to 1425 code for a protein of 474 amino acids. Gene Ontology annotation, molecular function: DNA-binding transcription factor activity, RNA polymerase II-specific; RNA polymerase II cis-regulatory region sequence-specific DNA binding. Gene Ontology annotation, biological process: regulation of transcription by RNA polymerase II. The record is from RefSeq and is a predicted model, not a curated record.